AUGGUUGAGAUAUUUGAUCCUAGCAAGGGCAGAUUCAUUGUACAAGACUUGGUUGGCGAAGUGUCUCUCGGUGCCGUGGAUGUUGAGUGCAUCUUGGCCUUGGAGAACCACGGACUGUCGGUAGAAGGUAUUCUCGGUGAGGAAGGUGAGGAUGUUAAAGAUCGAGUGCCGCCUCAAUUCCUGAGCAAGACCACAGGUAACAUAGUCAUCGAUGAUCUGAUUGUGGACAUCACAAAAAAUAAAUCUGCCGACGACGAUUUCCUUCGGAGAGUUGUCCUCGUGUUGCUUGGAACAGUUCUUGCUCCCAUGUCGAGCAAGACUUACCUGUACUGGGAGAAGGUUCAGCCUCUGGAAGGUGAAUGCGCAUUCAAUCCUAACUUGUCCAUGGAACCUCUAAUGAGGAAUUGGACUGAAGCUGCAGCCUCAAGGAGAGACAAGUUUGAUUAUGACCAAGGCCGUGGCCGUGGUAACAUCAAGAUUGAAGACAACAUAACCAAGGACUAUAGGGCGCAGGAGCGCAAAGUACCCGAACCAGAAAAGCCAAAAAUGAAGCCCGCUGUUGGUGCGGCAAAGAAGUCCAAGUUAGCCUCAAACGCGGACGAGAUGAUGAACCUCAUCAUGAAGCGGUGUAUGGAUUACAUACGCAGCCAAAUGAAGGAAAUACCAGAACAAGUAGCCGAGAGAUUGUUAGAGAAGUUGAACCAAAAUGGUGUGAUGUACAAGCCAGCGGCUGCUGCGGCUUCCGGCAACAACGAUGCCGACCUAGAAGUGGAUUCCUUUGAGAAUGAGCCGGUGAUUGAUUUGACACAGCCUGACGAGCCUGUUGUAAACCAGAACAACGAUGAUGAGGAAAAAACACCUGCCAAGUUAAAUGUUGACAAGACAACGAAGCCUACUGAUGAGUGCGGCGCAACACCGGAGAACCCUUGGAUUGUAGGUAAUUCUCCUCGAGCAGAAUCGUCCGACAUUGACAUUUCUGCAAGUUCUAUCGACAGGAUGGUGGGUAAGAGCAAGGGGAAAAAUGACAAUGACAUGGAAGGCUCUGGUAAGGACGAUUUGACACCGGAACUCAUCGAUGCUGCUGUUGCGUUUGUGGAGGCAGCUGCUCGGUCUGAGAAGAAUAUGACAAAAAGAGUUUACUACAAUGAACGUGGCACCUCUGUGACUGUGGAGAGUAUACGACCGAUUAUCGAUGCUUAUCAGACACAUUUGGCUCUGCGCGUUGGUCAUGAUCGGCACCUCUGUCCAGCCUGGAGGUCCAAAUACCUUGUUGAUCGUGCUAAGGCACGAGACAACCCUAAACCGUCGAAAUACAACAUGGAUAGUGCGCUGAGCAGAGCUGGAGCAGUACCUAGGGUUCUGGACGAGUAUACCGUCCGUGAUAAGUCGUUUAUCCCGUUGAACGUCGGCAAUACACACUGGAUCACCGUGGUGAUGCACAACCUCAAGAAAGAAUUCCGAGUUUUUGAUUCGCUCUAUCCGCUCGAGUUCUCUCUCGACACUGUGAAAGCACUGCGACUAGCAAUAGCAAUUGAUAUGGAAGAGGCAAACCGUAUUACACCUGGCAAAUAUCCAGACGUCACUAAGUGGCCUAUCAUACCUCAGAUCGACAUGCCACUACAAGAGGACGGGAACUCUUGUGGCCUUUUUGUGAUUGAAGUUAUGGAGCGUUGGGACGGGGAUCGAUGGACCGCCGAUUUUACCCAGGGCACCAUUAAUGCAAGGAGAAGGCGUCUGUCGCCGAGUUGGUUCUCUCGCCUACCAACACGCUUGAAUGUGUGA
Messenger RNA from Aegilops tauschii subsp. strangulata, 1782 nucleotides. NCBI's taxonomy places the organism in Eukaryota, Viridiplantae, Streptophyta, Magnoliopsida, Poales, Poaceae. The record is from RefSeq and is a predicted model, not a curated record.